Eptesicus fuscus (big brown bat) is the source of this 1106-nucleotide messenger RNA. It is a transcript of the gene SNCA, whose product is annotated as synuclein alpha. The transcript has 6 exons. Gene Ontology annotation, cellular component: neuronal cell body; axon terminus; cytoplasm. NCBI's taxonomy places the organism in Eukaryota, Metazoa, Chordata, Mammalia, Chiroptera, Vespertilionidae. The record is from RefSeq and is a predicted model, not a curated record. Gene Ontology annotation, biological process: synapse organization; regulation of dopamine secretion; chemical synaptic transmission. Gene Ontology annotation, molecular function: cuprous ion binding. The coding region runs from base 92 to 514 and encodes 140 amino acids.
CCGACGACCAGAAGGGGACCCAAGAAAGGGGGCGAGCGACCGAGAGCGGCGGCGACGCGGGGUGAGUGUGGUGUAAAGGAAUUCAUCAGCCAUGGAUGCAUUCAUGAAAGGACUUUCAAAGGCCAAGGAGGGAGUGGUGGCUGCUGCUGAGAAAACCAAACAGGGUGUGGCAGAAGCAGCAGGAAAGACAAAAGAGGGGGUUCUCUACGUAGGUUCCAGAACCAAGGAAGGAGUGGUCCAUGGUGUAACGACAGUGGCUGAGAAGACCAAAGAGCAAGUGACAAAUGUCGGAGAGGCGGUGGUGACAGGGGUGACAGCAGUUGCACAGAGGACAGUGGAGGGAGCCGGCAACAUUGCAGCCGCUACUGGCUUUGGCAGAAAGGACCAGUUGGGCAAGAGUGAAGAAGGAGCUCCACAGGAAGGAAUUCUGGAAGAUGUGCCCGGGGAGCCUGACAAUGAGACGUAUGAAAUGCCUUCUGAGGGAGCUUAUCAAGACUACGAACCUGAAGCCUAAGAAAUACCUUUGCUCCCAGUUUCUCGAGAUCUGCUGACAGAUGUUCCACCCUGUACAAGUGCUCAGUUCCAACACGUCCAGUCAUUUUCCCAAAGUUUUUACAGCGUAUUUUGGAUUCUUCCAUCAGCAGUGAUUGAAGUAUCUGUACCUGCCCCCCACUCAGCAUUUCGGUGCUUCCUUCUCACUGACGUGAAUAUAUGGUUGCAGGUCCCUGUGUGCUGUGUGAACAUUGUGGCUUCAAAUAUAAAAUGUUAAAACAAAUUAAAAACACCUAAGUGACUACCACUUAUUCCUAAAUCUUCACUAUUUUUGUUGUUGUUGCUCUUGUUGAGAAGUUGUGACUUACUAUCAUAUAUUUUAAGAUUUUUAGGUGUCUUUUAAUGAUUCUGUCUAAGAAUAAUGAUGUAUUGUGAAACUUGUUAAUAUAUGUAAUACUUAAAAAUAUGUGAGCAUGAAACUAUGCACCUAUACAUAUUAACUAUGAAAUUUUACUGUUUUGUGGUGUGUUUUAUUUGUGUUUGUACAUAAAUGGUGAAAAUUAAAAUAAAAUAUUAUCUCAUUACAAAAAUCUUUUUAUCCCAUCUCACUCUAA